CUUCCAAACAGUCCUGCUCGUUUAUUUAGCGACAAGAACGAGACACAAAGUAGUCAAUAAAACAUUGUUGGCACGGAAUACGUUGCCACGGUGCCACUUUUGCGAUCGAACUCCGCCGAGGACGAGGAAGCGUUUGAGCACCGCUUCCGGCUCCUCAGUUCCGACGUCGACUACUGUGCGCGGCCGCCUUGUGAGCACUCAUUGCCGGGGAGAGUCGCUGCGAUGGACCGAGCUGUUACAAUGGAGCACUACAAGGCGGCCAUGUUGCUGAGCGGUGCAGGUGAUGCUCUGGGCUACAGGAACCAGAGGUGGGAGUACAACAAGUCCGGACCAGCCAUUCACAAGGAACUGGAGGAGCUUGGCGGGCUGAAGAACAUCAACGCCGAGCUGCCCGAUUGGCCCGUGAGCGACGACACCGUCCUGCAUCUGGCCACGGCCGAGGGACUCGCCACCGCCAAGAAGGGAGAAGAGCUUCUGCACGAGGUGGCCGCUCGCUACGUGGAGGGGAUGAAAGACAUGGAAGGGAGGAAACCGGGACCGUCAAGCAUUCUGGGAGUGUCGCAGCUGAGGCCUGGGGAGGAAGGGGGCUACAGAGUUCCAUACAACCCGGAGGGGACGGGCUGUGGAGCUGCCAUGAGAUCCAUGUGCAUUGGCCUCAGAUACCCUAAGCCCGACCAGCUGUUGUCCUUGGUGGCGGUUGCCGUGGAGACGGGCAGAAUGACCCACCCUCACCCCACCGGUUUCCUGGGAGCCGUCGCCUCGGCGCUUUUCGCCGCGUACGCCGUCCAGCGCCGGCCCCUCACCACGUGGGGCGUGGGCCUGCUCAACGAGGCGUGCCCCAUCGCCAGGAACUUCGUGCAGCGUCGAGGCUUCGCUGUAGACGAGACCGAACGAGACUGGAGCUACUUCUGCGACAAGUGGCAGUGGUACCUAGACACGAGGGGCAUCUCGAAUGGGGUGGGGCCCCCAAUGUGGCCAGACUCGUACGGGCCGGCCGAGCGGGACCGAGCGUAUGAGACGUUCAGCCUGGCAGGCUGGGCGGGGCGCAGCGGGCACGACGCGCCCAUGAUCGCACUGGACGCGCUGCUGGCGGCCGGGUCAGACUGGGAGGAGCUCAUGAGCAGUGCGGCCUUCCACGGAGGUGACAGCGACAGCACCGCCGUGAUCGCCUGCUGCUGCUGGGGACUCCUCCACGGCACCCGCGGGGUCCCCGAAGGCAACUACGUCCGCCUGGAAUACCGCGAGCGACUGGAGCGCAGCGGCGAGCUGCUCUAUUCGCUGGCGCACUGAUCAAGGCCACCGUGGGCGCCCCCACAGCAAGGGGAAAGUAGGCCACACGCGCACGUGUUGACGCCCAACGAGCUGAGCUGAGCUGUGCUGGCUGUCGCGGAGCGGCAGUACGUUUGGUGCCAUACUCGCCCUGAGGGGACACCGCGUCCCACUGACCCACACGGGAGUCACAACAAGGACGUGACUGUCACAUGAUGUCACUACAGUGUGGCUGCUGCUGUAUCCAGAGGGGGCCCCCUAGUGGUUGUUUGAAGUAACCUUGCAGCAUUGUAAUGAGUGGGACCACUGGAUGCAAAUGAGAAUGACAAGUCCCCCUUUGGAGAAAGCCAUUUGCGUAUUUAUUCGAUAUCACUGAUAUCCAGCUUAUGGUCCAUGGACUAGUAGACUGUCCUCACUAAUUACACAAUUCAGUGAACUAGUAGAACGACUGUCUUACUACUGUAUGCCAUUUCUGCACGCUAGUACGACAUAGUAGGAUAACUGCAUGUUAGUAGUGAAGCAAAACUACACCUAUUGCAUCUGUGCUAGAUUUUAACUAUCCAUCCAUUUUCUGAGCCGGUUCUCCUCACUAGGGUCGCGGACGUGCUGGAGCCUAAGAUUUUAACUAGUAGAACUUAAUUUCACUUGUUCAACUAGCAUAGUUUUUCCUCAAAUUUGAUAUCCAGCUUCAUCUUCAUGUACUGGUACACUUUGCCCUCACUAGCAAGACAAUUGAGAGCAAUACAAGCAUGAACUGGUCCGUAGCGGAAAAAAGGUUGGGAAGCAUUGCACUAACUGUGUGCUACUAGUGACAUAACAUUCUGCUAGUUAAUCUCUAGUUCUUUACACGUAGCACACAGAUGUCAACUGGAGCACAGAUCAGCGUCAUUAGUAACAUGUAGUUGUGUAACAAAAGGCCUUCUUGGCAGUAGUUGAAACAAUAUAAGGCAAAGUCGUUCUACCAGUGUGCUGAACUGUCUUACGCGUGACUAAGAGUGUGUGUGUGUGUGUGACUUUCCAUAUCCACGGGGAGGUACUUACCAGUACUUGAUUUUUGUGACGUGGAUGAAUAGUAAGCUGUAUAAUGAUAUGUGCUUAAACGCAACUGCAACCCUGUAAAAAAAAUAAAAAAUAAAAUAA
Messenger RNA from Phycodurus eques (leafy seadragon), 2409 nucleotides. RefSeq names its product ADP-ribosylarginine hydrolase (gene adprh). The record is from RefSeq and is a predicted model, not a curated record. Lineage: Eukaryota; Metazoa; Chordata; Actinopteri; Syngnathiformes; Syngnathidae. The transcript has 8 exons. Bases 223 to 1290 code for a protein of 355 amino acids. Gene Ontology annotation, molecular function: ADP-ribosylarginine-[protein] hydrolase activity; magnesium ion binding. Gene Ontology annotation, biological process: protein de-ADP-ribosylation.